AUGGCCGCCCCACUGUAUCUUCCCUACACGGCCGUGGACGGGCCACGCAGCCCGACAAGGGAAAUUGACGAGCCGGAAUACGAAUAUGAUAACACACUCGAGCUCGGCACCAUCUCCCACAUCGCCACAAACCUCCAGUCACGGCAUGGGACGCUGGAAGGUGACGGACUGCAGAAGUCGGACCCGCGGCUGGACCCUUCGAAGCCCGACUUCGACCACUAUCGCUGGGCACAGACGGUACUGCAGACUCUGAAUCGCCAGGGUAUCCAGAUUCCCGAGCAGGGCGUGGCAUUCUCGGACCUCUGCGUGUCUGGCUCCGGCGCCUCACUCCGGUUCCAGCAGACAGUGGCCACCACGCUCCUUACUCCGCUCCGUAUGCUGGCCAGUGUCCUUCCGGGCCGGCGCCGUGCCAUACACCGCACGCGUAUCUUGCGCGACUUCGACGGUACACUGGAGAGCGGUGAGCUGCUCCUUGUCCUUGGCCGCCCCGGAAGUGGGUGCUCGACAUUUCUCAAAUCCAUAUGUGGUCACUUGGGCGGGCUAACCAUGGAGCCCAGCAGCAACGUGCAGUUCCGUGGUGUCAGCUACCAACACAUGUUCCAGCACUACCGUGGAGAGGUGGCCUACAACCAGGAGAUUGACGAGCACUUCCCGCAUCUGACAGUGGGUGAGACGCUGUCCUUUGCAGCCUCGGCCCGUGCUCCCCAAAAACGUCCGUCUGGCGUUACGCGGGAAGAUUACGUCGAGACCAUUGUUAAGGUGGUCAUGGCCGUGUUUGGCCUGUCGCACACGAUCAACACCAAAGUGGGGAACAAUUUCGUGCGCGGUGUCAGCGGUGGCGAGCGCAAGCGCGUCAGUAUCGCCGAGAUGUUCCUGUCUCGUACUCGCAUCGGCGCCUGGGAUAACAGCACGCGCGGUCUGGACUCUGCGUCGGCACUGCAGUUUGUCAAGUCGCUUCGGCUAUCGGCAGACCUCGGCAACACCUGUCACGCGGUGGCAGCGUACCAGGCGUCGCAGCCCAUGUACGACGAAUUCGACAAGGUGGUGCUGCUGUAUGAGGGCCACGAGAUCUACUACGGGUCGUGCGACCGAGCGGUCGAGUAUUUUGUCGACAUGGGCUGGCACCGCAACCCGCAGCAGGUCUCCCCCGAUUUUCUCACGGCCAUCACCAACCCAGCCGAACGCAAGCCGCGUGGGGGUAUGGCGACAAAAGUGCCUCGCACAGCCGCCGAGUUUGCUGAGGUUUGGAAGAGCAGCCCCGAGCGCCGGACCGUGCUUCAGGAGGUCGCCGCACAUCACCAAGAGUACCCCGUAGACGGUGAGGGCUCACAAGCCUUCCACGAGAACCACAAGGAGCAGCAAGCCCGACACACGCGUCCUGCCAGUCCCUACCUGUUGUCUGUGUGGAUGCAGAUCCGUCUGUGUGUGAAACGUGCCUUCCAGCGCAUGCGCAACGAUCUGCCGGCGACGCUCACCACCGUUGUCAUCCAGAUUGUCCUGGCACUCAUUAUUGGCUCUGUCUUUUACAAUUCGCCCAAUGACACAAGCUCCUUCUUCCAGAAGGGCGCCGUCCUCUUCUUUGCUGUGUUAAUGAACGCGCUCAUCACAGUGAACGAGAUCCUGCAGCUCUACGACCAGCGACCGAUUGUGCAAAAGCAGCUCCGGUACGCAUUUGUGCAUCCUUACACAGAGUCUAUCGCAGGUGUAAUUAGCGACGCGCCCAUCAAGCUGUUUCGCUGCUCCAUGUUCAGCAUCAUCCUUUACUUCAUGGCCAACCUUCGCCGGGAACCCGGUCCGUUCUUCAUAUUCUACCUGUUUCUCACCAUUGCCAUAUUCACCAUGUCCGGCAUAUUCCGCAGCCUAGCGGCGGCUACAAAGUCAGUUGGCCAGGCCAUGGGUUUGGCAGGCAUCGUGGUCAUCACCAUCAUGAUCUACACUGGUUUCACGCUCCCACAGACGUACAUGCACCCCUGGUUCUCCUGGCUGCGCUGGCUCAACCCCAUCUACUACGCCUUCGAGGCCCUCAUGAGCAACGAGUUCCACGGACGGUCAUUCCCCUGUACCCAGACGGCGCUUGUCCCAGUAUACGGCACUGGUGACGCGUUCAUCUGUGGUGCUGUGGGGGCCGUGCCUGGCCAGAGAGAAGUGUCUGGCGAUCGAUUCCUGGAGCUCAACUACGGGUACACAUACUCGCAUGUCUGGCGCAAUCUUGGUAUUAUGAUCGGAUUCCUGAUCGCCUUCCACGUGUUUUUUAUGAUUGCAACAGAACUAAACAAGAGUGACGAAUCAAAGGCGGAGGCGCUUGUUUUCCGUCCCGGCCACGCUCCAGCAGCACUCCGUGGCCAUCACACCGGCAAUGAUGCCGAGUCCGUCGCGCCGGACCGGCCCAAUGUCCUGGCGGCGAGCACCGAAUCCCCAACUGUCAACCGCGACCAUCUGUCCGUGCAAAAAGAUAUUCUUAUGUGGAAGGGCCUUCAGUAUGACAUUCCCGUCAAGGAGGGCACUCGACGGCUAUUGGACGAUGUCAACGGGUGGGUCAAGCCUGGAACCCUAACAGCGUUGAUGGGUGUCUCGGGUGCAGGCAAGACAACCCUCUUGGAUGUGUUGGCACAGCGAGUGUCUAUUGGUGUCGUGCGAGGCGACAUUCUGAUCAACGGCAAGAUCCCCACUUCAAACUUUCCUCGUCGGACGGGAUAUGUUCAACAACAGGAUCUUCAUCUGGAGACCACGACCGUACGCGAGGCACUCCGUUUCAGCGCUGUCUUGCGCCAGCCACGCUCCGUUACCGAGGCCGAGAAGUUUGCAUGUGUCGAAGACGUAAUCCAAAUGCUCGCCAUGGAGGACUUUGCCGAGGCGGUUGUGGGCUCCUUGGGCGAGGGCUUAAACGUCGAGCAGCGCAAACUACUCAGCAUCGGUGUUGAGCUAGCAGCAAAGCCCACCCUCUUGAUCUUCCUGGAUGAGCCCACCAGCGGUCUCGACUCGCAAAGUUCUUGGACGAUCUGCACCUUUCUCCGAAAGUUGGUCGACAACGGACAGGCCAUUCUGGCAACAAUCCACCAGCCCAGCGCCUUGCUCUUCCAGACCUUUGAUCGGCUUCUCUUUCUCGCCAAGGGCGGCCGCACAGUCUACUUUGGCGAUAUUGGGCCACAGUCCACGAUUCUGCGUGAAUACUUCGUACGCUGCGGUGCCCGGCCGUGUGGUGAUGGCGAGAACCCCGCUGAAUACAUUCUAUCCAUGGUCUCUGGUGACGGUGCAGAGGGAAUUGACUUUGUCCAGUGCUGGAACAACAGCCUCGAGCACACAGAGGUGCUGGCCGAGCUGGGCCGUCUGCACCGGCUCGCUGACAGGCCCGACGACGGUGAUAAUUCCGCGCAGAAGAACUUGGAGGGCGAGUUUGCGCAGCCGUUCUUUGCUCAAUUCCGGCACGUUAUCGUGCGUGCCUUCCAGCAGUACUACCGCCAGCCUGGCUAUAUUUACUCCAAGUUCCUGCUGGGUGUUGUGACGAGUCUUUUCAUCGGUUUCUCCUUUUGGAAAACGAACUUCUCCAUUCAGGGCUUUCAAAACUCACUCUUCAGCAUCUUCUUGCUCUGUACAAUCUUUUCGACUCUCGUCAACCAGAUAAUGCCAAAAUUCGUCGUGCAGCGGUCUCUGUACGAGGUCCGCGAGAAGCCGUCCCGGGUCUAUUCUUGGCAAGUGUUUGUGCUGUCCCGCAUCGUCGUUGAGAUCCCGUGGCAGAUCCUGGUUGGUGUUUGCUGCUAUGCAUCGUUCUACUAUCCCGUUUUCGGCGUCAGCACCCCGUCUGAAAGCCAGGGCCUAGUGUUGCUAUACGGUUAG
Sporothrix brasiliensis 5110 is the source of this 3834-nucleotide messenger RNA. RefSeq names its product ATP-binding protein cassette transporter. The record is from RefSeq and is a predicted model, not a curated record. The transcript has a single exon. Gene Ontology annotation, biological process: transmembrane transport. Bases 1 to 3834 code for a protein of 1277 amino acids. Gene Ontology annotation, cellular component: membrane. Lineage: Eukaryota; Fungi; Ascomycota; Sordariomycetes; Ophiostomatales; Ophiostomataceae. Gene Ontology annotation, molecular function: ATP hydrolysis activity; ABC-type transporter activity; ATP binding.